UCUAUCACAACAUUGUCUUAAAUAUAGCAAGUUCAUUAAUUACGAGUCACGAUUUGUUUCAGUGACGCAUUUGAUAUCGAUCAGUGUUUUUCAAACCAAUUUAUGACGACAAGUGAGAUUGGAAAAAAAAGCAUUCACUGGUACACGAUUAGAGUUUGAUGAUCUGUCUGAUAGUCGUUGGAACAAUUUUAGAGCGGAAAAUCAGAAAAUGAGUUCAAAUAACACAAAGAUGAAAGGGCGGACAACACAGACAAAAACUCCUAAAGAAAAAGAAGUGAAGAAGAUAAGCGUGAAACCACUGAUGCCUCUGCAAAGGCUCAACUCUAACAAAAAUAAUGAUUUGGCAAUAGACAUUUCAGGAAAUUCUCCGAAGGAAAAAUCACAACCACCUGGAUCAAUACAUGAUAUUCUUGAGAAAAUGAAAGUUUCACCGGACUGUCCAGACGCAAAAGCCGGUAAACUAGCGGCGGACAGAUGGAGACAAAGAAGUGCGAAACAGAUUUAUGAUGACUUUUGCUCUGAGACAAGCUUCUCUGCAUUGACAAGAAUACAUAAAGCAUCAAACUGGUGCAAGAGGAUUUUAUGGGUUGCGGCAUGUCUGACGAUGUUGACGUGGCUUAUAAUACAGUGUGUAUGGCUGUUUCAGAAAUACUUAAGUUACCCUGUUGAAGUGAAGAUAGAGGUGGAAGCGGUCCCGAACCUUAUGUUUCCAAGCGUUACUAUUUGUAAUCUGAACCCCUUAAAGAGAAGUAGAAUGCAUAGAGGACCGUUCGAAAAUAUUUCAGACUAUUUCGAACUGGACGACAGAGACAUUCUCUAUGAUGAUUUCAUUAGUGAUCAGAUGAGGGAAUGGGAAGAAGAGAAUGAGACGUACCAUGAUGACGAAGACUACAUGAAAAAUUAUAUGAAAGCCAACUCUUUCAAUAAAUGGGACGCCUUAGAAAAUGACACGGACAUCGCAAGAGAAUUCUAUUCUGAAAUCGACGACUCUCAUAUGGCUUCGUUUGCAUAUUCGUCAGCAGCUUCUACGAUGAGCACAGAUGAAUUCCAAUGGUAUGGGCACCAGAAGCGAGAUUUGAUAUUGUCUUGUACGUGGCAAGGAAUGUCAUGUUCCCCUGCGAACUUUACAUACCACCGAAGUCAGAUGUAUGGGAACUGCUACACGAUCAACACGUUUAACAAUGGAAACGCCGCUCUCUCGACGAACUACGCCGGGCCGUUAAUGGGUCUUGUGUUAGAGCUAAAUAUUGAACAGGACGAGUAUAUUGCUGCCCUGAGUCCUGAUGCUGGUGUUAGAAUUACAAUCCAUCCUCGAGGGACAUACCCCUUUCCCGAAGAUGAUGGUAUUUCUGUUCCCCCGGGAUUCAAAACUUCUAUCGGCAUAGCAAAGACUGAGCUGACCCGUCUACCACCACCCCAUGGCGAUUGUGGAAGUAGCGGACUUGAUGUAACCAAUUUAUAUGUAAGAGACUUUGGAACGUCGUACUCCAAACAGACAUGCCUGAAGUCCUGUGUCCAGCAGCAGCUGCUUGACAUCUGUGGCUGUGUUACAUCUUAUUUCUAUGUGCCUGAAAAUGUUUCCGUAUGUUCAGCCUAUGGAAGUGGAAAUGAUUCGACAUGUACGGAUGACACAAUAUGUAAACAACUGGAUGAGUGUAAUCGAAGAUGCCCUACACCAUGCACAGAAACCAAAUAUGAAUUUACAUCAUCGAUGUCAAAAUGGCCAUCAGAACAAUACGAGGACCACCUUGAUGCAAAAAUAAGCAAAUCUAUGAGCACGUUCAUGGAUGAAGAUGAUAGAGCUGACAGUGAGGACACGUUGGCCAAAGUGGAAAUAUAUUUUCGAGAACUCGUGUAUGAGAAGAUAGAGCAGCAGAAAGCAUACGAAUCGCAGAACUUGAUAUCUGAUAUUGGCGGUCAGCUUGGACUCUGGCUUGGUCUGUCUGCAAUUACAGUGGGUGAACUCCUUGAAUUCUUUGGAUCACUCGGGAAGCUGAUUUUUGCGAGCGUGUUUAAGAAGAAAACUCACCCAGAUGAAGCUGGAUUAAACACACCUUCUCCAAAUUUAGCAUAGGAGGAACAUGUACACAGCGUCAUUGAAGUCUUACCAGUACACAUAUGUUCUGAAUUACAUCGGAUGUUUUAUUAAGGAUAAUAAACAACAAAUUUGUCAAUGCAAGAUAAAAAGGGAAAACUUUUAUUGCAGAACUUCAUUGGUAUAUAUUUUAACAAUAAAUGUUCACGGUAUUUUUGGAGCAUCUGUUUGUGUUUGGAUCUUCUAUUGAUGCGGUGUAUGCAUAACGCAUUUGCGUAAUAUAUGUACAUAUUACAACUAGUAUAAACUAAGUGUUUACAAAUUAUUUCAGCUACUUGAAGAUAUUGUAAAAUGUACUUAUUACUAUCAUAGCUUAAGCGACUCACAUGUACACAUAUAUAUAGCAUACGGCGCGGAUUCUGAUUCGACUGAAAUAGUGAAUCAUUAUUGUGGAAUAAGAUUGCAAAAGAAAA
Mercenaria mercenaria is the source of this 2508-nucleotide messenger RNA. Its product is annotated as degenerin unc-8-like. The record is from RefSeq and is a predicted model, not a curated record. Bases 209 to 2074 code for a protein of 621 amino acids. The transcript has 14 exons. Lineage: Eukaryota; Metazoa; Mollusca; Bivalvia; Venerida; Veneridae. Gene Ontology annotation, molecular function: ligand-gated sodium channel activity. Gene Ontology annotation, cellular component: membrane. Gene Ontology annotation, biological process: sodium ion transmembrane transport.